Messenger RNA from Menidia menidia (Atlantic silverside), 1636 nucleotides. NCBI's taxonomy places the organism in Eukaryota, Metazoa, Chordata, Actinopteri, Atheriniformes, Atherinopsidae. The record is from the annotation of a GenBank genome assembly.
GAGAAUCCUGGUAACAGGACUGUUAUUGUGUUUAAAUGGUGAAACCUGAAAACGGAUCUGAUCAGAGAUAAUUUUCCAUCACAAAAAAGUAAGACACCCACCUUAAGAGGUAUUGAGCAUAAAUAAGGCAGAUUUUUCGUAGCAUGGAGCCAUACAAGUUCUGCCAAAGCCCCUGCAGACAAAGAGACCUGAAUGAAGAGUGGAGGCAGACUCCUGCUCAGGUUUUGCCGCACAAAGAAACAAACAAUCAAGGAGCAACAUCUGCAUGGAUCAAUCGUUAUCAACAAUCUUUUGAGGGCUCCUUAUCUAAUCCUGCAGGAGUCGUGCAAAUUCAUGCCAGAGAAGGGAGCAGCUCUUGGAGCUGUGAACAGGAUCGGGAGGACGAAUACAAUUCACAGAGUCAGAGUGAGGUAGAAGAGGAGCUUGAAGCUCCUUUGCCGCUGAAAGCUGAUGAUGAGUGGCAUCACCAAAGUAAUUUUGCCCUUCCUCACAACUACAUGCGCAGCUACAACAUUCGUCCCUGGCAGAUGAAGUCGGAUGCUGGAUAUUAUUGCUCCACAGAACAAAGGCAGUACAACCUCAGCCCAGAGAACAAUUAUCCUCCUCAGGCAUAUCACCACGCAAUUGCCUCUUAUCAUAAUUGGAAUGACUCUGAAAACCGGCUCCAACUUCAUGACAGGCCACUGGCUGAUGUCUUGGUUAACGUGCCUCUGUUUGCCACUCCCCCUGAACAAAACGUGUCAGGGCUUACUGUCAUGAAGCUGAGCACAGAAGCUGCAGAAGAACCUCUUUCACACCGUGGAGAGAAAAGAAGAACCAUCAGUUUUCCUGAUGAGUGUCGAAAUGUUUUUAUAACUUACUCUUUGGACACAUCUUCAGAGGUGGCUGAGUUUGCAGACUUCCUCACAAAGCAUGGUUUUCAACCGGCUACUGACUUUGACAACCCAAAUGGAUGUGUGGAUAUCAAUAAGAGGAGAGACUCUUACUUAAAAGAUCCAUCAAUCCUGAUUAUCAUUGCCAUCAGUCCCAAGUAUAAGGAUGAUAUUGAAGGAUCUGUGGUUGACAGUCAUGGACUACAUACUAAAUAUAUUCACUCAAUGAUGCAGAAUGAAUUCAUCCAGCAAGGUAGCUUGAAUUUCCGAUUCAUACCGGUGCUCUUCCCCAGCGCAACCCAGAGGCACGUUCCAACUUGGCUUCAGAACACACAGAUAUACCGCUGGCCACAGGACACUGAAGAUUUAUUGCUGCGGCUGCAAAGGAAGGAGAAAUAUAUCCCUCCUCCAGUCCCGGAGGAUCUCACCCUGAUCAUCAGGCCUAUGACGAUCAGCGCUGCAUCCAUUCUGUGAAGAGACACCAACAAACAUCCAUAAUGGAACCAUUAUCUGUUUAUUUUGACUCCAGCUGAAAAUCCCCAAGGUAUAAUCCCUCAAUUGUCUUUACUUUGCUAUGUGGACAUUUUCAUUUCUUACAUACACUUGUCAACACACUGCCUAUGUUUAAGAUGGGAACGGUGGCAGUAAAACCCUGUUUAAAGCUCAUACACUGCAAAAGAGUCACAUGAUGGUGCUUCAGUAAUGUAAUUUUUGGACAUCUCUUUGUUUUUUGAGUAACACACUGAAUAAAAGGCGAUUUCCCA